UCUACGAGUUCACAUAGAAUCUCAAUUGGUGCAACGAGAAGCAUCAAUUCCCUCCUCCCGGAACGGGUUGGAACUGGCAACCUCCGUGCUGGAUGUCAUCGACCUCUUCCCUGAGAUCCGACAAUAGACAUUGAAGCGUCUCUCGUCCUUACCAUCCGCCUCGAUCGUCUCUCUCUCAUCUAUCACUCGAUGCCUGGCACCAAAAGUUUAAACAGACAGUCCUCCACUCUUCCCUACCUCCUCCCAGCCGGAAAGUCGAUAUUCGAAAGACAAAACCUCAAGGGCGCUGCUGCUCGACGCAAGGAUUACAUACUUUGGCAUCUUCGACGUACGCAAGCAGAAUCACAGACCAUGUCGUCUCCCACCCCGUCUACCGAAGUCCAUACCGCCGGCCAAUCUCAGCCUCCCCCCAUCCCGCCCGCGGUUCUAGAUCUACCGCUCUUCGCCGUGUGGGGAGACGUCGGCUGGUUACUUACGCAAUGGAUCGUCAAAUCUGACGGAGGUCUCAGAGCCGUGAUACUUACAAAUCACGAUAAUCUACGGGACGCGGUCCAAACGCUCAUAGGGAAGUUGGCGGAGCAAUGCCCGACGAAACCCUCGACUCGCACGUUGUUCUACUCUAAAACGGAAGUCGCUUUCAAAGCCCGUGACUACGCCUACAAUCCUUUCGAGGAGAUCAUGGAUAAAAAAGAGCUAUCUUCUGGAAAAGUCGACAACUGCCUCUUCGCCCAAACGCCUGAGAGCCUCGACACUCAAUUUGCCCAUCCCAGCUUCACCAUCUUGAUCGUCGAAAUCAAAGCUCCCGACACCGAAGCCGACGAAAUCACUCCAGCGAAAGCACUUGAAGUUGACGCACAGAUCAGAGGGAGAGCCAAUGCAGCUCAGGACAAUGGGGUCAUGAAUCAGCAUCUGUACCUGAUUGGUUGGGUAGGGUGUUGGUUCCGGCCCUACUGCUGGCUGCAAGCGGAGAGUGAUGAAGCGGAGGUCAAGUAUGAGCCGAAUCGAAACCUCGGGGUGAUGCGUCCUAGUAAGAUCUCCGAGUGCAUGUUUCUGGUAUCGAGAUUACUGACUCGACCAUCACAGGCAAUGCCGAUCUGCGCUACAGCCCCACUCGCGUCACUGAAGGUCCUCAGACUUCUCUGUGGCGGGAUAUAAGGGAACCGGAUGGCAAGAAGUUGUUACAGCAGGUGAGCCCAUCCGUUUCCCCGUUUGCGCUUCGAAGCUAAUGUAUAUCAUAGGUCAUCAUGGAUGCAAUGAGUGCUUGUGAUGGCAGGGGACCAGCCUAUCCAGAGAUGUACGGGGAGGCAUGUCAGACUGUUUCUCAAAUGCAGUACAGGUAUGAGUCCCCGUCUUCCGAAGAAGGAGGGGAAGGGGAUUCU
This is a messenger RNA of Filobasidium floriforme, 1379 nucleotides long. RefSeq lists its product as uncharacterized. Lineage: Eukaryota; Fungi; Basidiomycota; Tremellomycetes; Filobasidiales; Filobasidiaceae. The transcript is spliced from 3 exons. The record is from RefSeq and is a predicted model, not a curated record. Bases 190 to 1155 code for a protein of 321 amino acids.